UUCGCUUGUAAAACGACCGUACGAGUUUAGUGGAUGUACAAUUCAUAAGAUUUUUUCAGUGUUAACGUUAAAAACAGCAGUUUAUUUGCUGUUUGAAGUCGUUUGAAGCACACUGGUUUUCUAUUUUGUUUUCAAAGAUAUAUAAAAGGUUUCAUUAUGGCGACUAUGCCCUUGAACCCCAAGCCAUUUUUAAAUGGUCUGACAGGAAAGCCAGUCAUGGUGAAGUUGAAAUGGGGAAUGGAAUAUAAAGGAUAUCUUGUGUCAGUUGAUGGAUACAUGAACUUGCAGUUAGCAAACACUGAAGAAUUUAUUGAUGGUGCUUUGACUGGGAAUUUGGGAGAAGUUUUAAUCAGAUGCAACAAUGUACUUUAUGUAAGAGGUAUUGAAGAAGAGGAGGAAGAUGGAGAAAUGAAAGAUUGAACUUCAAGGCAUUAUUAACUUAUUUUAUUACUUAUGCAUUCAGAAAAACUUGAUUAGAGAAAUCAUGAAUGUAAUAUAUUGCUGCUAUGUAGAUUGGAAUGAGCCAGAUAUCACAUAGGUACAGUAGGUUCUUCAAAAUUUGAUAGUAACUACUGGAGGACAGGCAGGUGUUACGUGGUUUGAUUACUACCUGCUUUCUGUGAAACAGUUUUAUACUUUUCUAAUGAUUUCACUGCACUCACAACAUUAAUGGCAAGGUAAUAGCUCAGUAACACAAGAACAGGCAAAUUAUUAUUUACAGUUGUUUUCACAAACAUUUCACAAAGUUCCACCUUUAUUUUAAUUUGUUAAAAAUUGUAAUUGCCAAACACCAGAUUGUGCUGACAUUCAAAAUUGUUAGCAACCAAUCAGUAAACAUUUGAGGAUUUUGUGAAAUGAAUUGCAACACCUGAUUCAGAUACCUAUUCUGUUUUUCAGAGGUUGUCAGUUCACUUUUUACAAUUCUUAGUGCCAUUUCGCUUUGAUCUCCUGUAUUUGUUAAAUGAAUAGUCAAAUAUAAUAUCAUUUUUAAUAUCCAUAUUGGAAAUGUCAGUGUAAAACAACAGUUGCAUAUAGGGUACUUGUGUGUUGAAAACCUUGCAAACUUACAUAAUGUUAUCUGAAAU
Dendronephthya gigantea is the source of this 1085-nucleotide messenger RNA. Its product is annotated as small nuclear ribonucleoprotein F. Gene Ontology annotation, cellular component: U1 snRNP; catalytic step 2 spliceosome. Gene Ontology annotation, biological process: mRNA splicing, via spliceosome; spliceosomal snRNP assembly. Bases 157 to 420 code for a protein of 87 amino acids. Gene Ontology annotation, molecular function: RNA binding. The record is from RefSeq and is a predicted model, not a curated record. The transcript has 4 exons. NCBI's taxonomy places the organism in Eukaryota, Metazoa, Cnidaria, Anthozoa, Malacalcyonacea, Nephtheidae.